Molecule: messenger RNA, 1163 nt
Organism: Cyprinus carpio (common carp)
Lineage: Eukaryota; Metazoa; Chordata; Actinopteri; Cypriniformes; Cyprinidae
Molecular function (GO): zinc ion binding
Source: RefSeq, a predicted model, not a curated record
GCGGCCUCGACACCGAGAUGCAGUGAAGGCAGGGGCAGAUUACAGGGAUGUACCUGUAUGUGCAGGUAAAAAAACCAUCAAUAGCAGCAGCUAUUACAAACAACAGAGCUGCCGAAGUGAAUGAAAAUCGAACACAAGUGAAAACUGGGACGUCAAGGUCUGCACUUCCGUGGACAAAAUGAAGGGAAAGAGUCAAACAACCGAGGGAAUUUUUGUGAACUAAUUAUUGUUUUUGGAGAAACAGACAGUGCAGUGAGAGCAAGAAUGGAAUGAACAUAUGGACAUUAUAGACCAACGCUACUUUUGCGUCAUCGAAGGGUAACGCCCCUUUUUGGGGGAAAACAAACAGAUUCUCCUGAUACAGAACUCGCUCUAGUUUCUUGAUAGCAAAAAUGGCACAAACAUACACACUCUCUUUGCCGGCCGAGGACCGUGAGCGGUAUUUAAAGAAGCUACUGGAUACGGGGUUACAGAGGUGUCCCUUUGAAAUGGUCGAAAACUGGAUUAAUGACCCCACGCAGUGGCCAAAUAUGGACUAUUCAGACAUCUACCAUUAUCUCGUGGAAUCACCAAGCCUGUACACAUCAGAAACAAUGAAAAACAAAAGGUCCCUGGAGGCCCAUAAGUUUUUCGUCAGUGGUUGGGUCCAGGCUGUUUUACACAUAAAAACAGACAAAUGCUUUGUUUUUAAAAGCAGUGUUAAACCUUCUUGGAGGGUGACUAGCAAGCCCCACAACACCUGGGUAGCUGUGGAAAAUAGUGGCAAAGUUAGAGCAGCUCACUGCGACUGCAUGGCAGGACUAGGGGAAAGCUGUUCCCAUGUGGGUGCAGUUCUGUAUAAAUUGGAAGCCUCAGUCCGCCUGGGCAUCACCACCACUGUUCAGCUGCAAAUGUUUGUGUGUGCAGCACAGUAUGCAGACUUUGUUACUUGGACCCCACAGCAGACCACCAUCUUUAGAAUCUUAAAAGAUUAUGAAUUCAUUAAAGGAAUGGUGGACGUGAUCAGCAGAUUUUGGGCAAAACACAUUCACCCACGAUUGAUGACAACAGUGCUACAAAGUGAGACUGAACCAGACAGCGAGGGAGUGGACCGUCAAAGAUGUGAAAGCAACCUUUCAGCACACCAAUCACCCGCUCUGUAAGGACAACAACAACAAAAAACC